Molecule: messenger RNA, 3044 nt
Organism: Myripristis murdjan (pinecone soldierfish)
Lineage: Eukaryota; Metazoa; Chordata; Actinopteri; Holocentriformes; Holocentridae
Product: serrate RNA effector molecule homolog
Exons: 22
Coding region: 146-2707 (853 amino acids)
Biological process (GO): mRNA processing; primary miRNA processing
Cellular component (GO): nuclear body
Molecular function (GO): nucleic acid binding
Source: RefSeq, a predicted model, not a curated record
CCCGGAGUCUUCAGCGAAACGGAAAUGUGUCCGUAGAAGAAGAAGCGACCGGAAGUGUCGUUCAUUGUGCUCCGGGACUGGCGGCGGGCUCGGCGCUACCUGCCGACAGCAACUUUCACACUUUCAGCGACACUUUUCCAGUCUGAUGGGGGACAGCGAUGACGAGUUCGACAGGAGGAGGCGGGACAAGUUCAGGAGAGAGAGGAGCGACAUGGAGCGAUCGAGGGAGAGAGAGGAGAGGAGGAGGGACGACUGGCCGGACAGGGAGUGGGACCGAGGCCGGGACAGUAGGAGGAGGGAUUACGAGCGAGGCCGCAGGGAGAGGUUCUCCCCCCCGAGACACAUCAGCCCCCAGCACAAACGCAUGAGGAGAGACUGGGACGACCACCGGGGGGAGCCGUACCGCUUCGACAUGCCGUACGGAGGGGGCGGGGCUCCGUUCCCGGGGGCGGGGCCUCAGGGCUGGCACCCCGACCUGCCCCACCUGCACCCGCACCACAUAGGGCACCCGCUGCAGGGCAGACUGGGCCUGGUGGACCCAGACCUCCCUCCUCCUGGGCCUCCCACCAUGAGGAGCUUCAAGGAGUUCCUGCUGAACAUGGAGGACAGUGUGGAUGAGACGGAGGCGGUGAAGAGGUACAACCAGUACAAACUGGACUUCAGACGACAGCAGCUGCAGGACUUCUUCCUCAACCACAAGGAGCAGGAGUGGUUUCGCUCCAAGUAUCACCCUGAUGACAUCACGGCGAGGAGGGCGGAGUCUCUGGCGGCCCUGAAGACGCGGCUGGGCGUCUUCCUGUUCCUGCUGGACAACGGUUGGCUGGACAACCUGUCGCUGGACAUGGACCACGCCCCCAAGAUCAUCAAAGUCCUGGACGCAGCGGUAAUAAAGAUGGAGGGCGGUACCGACCUGGACCUGCAGGUCCUGGAGCUGCCGUCCGCCGCCGUGGCAACAGGAGGGGAGGGGCCGGGCGGGGUGGAGAGGGCGGAGGGGGGCGGAGCUGUGGGCGGAGCUGUGGGAGGUCCACCUGGGACGAAGACAGAAGAGGAAGCUGGGAAGAAAGACUCUGACAAGGAGGGCACGGAGGAGGUGAAGCAGAACGGAGAGAAGGACAAGGAAGAGGAAGAGGAUGAGGAGGGGGAGGAGAAGAGAGGAGAGGCGGAGCAGACCAGCAAGAAGGGCAGGAAGAGGAAGCGCAGCGUGUCGGCGGACAGCGGCGAGGGCAGCGGCUCCGAGUCUGACUCCUCCCACUCCGACGCAGAGAAGGAGGAGGAGGAGGAGAAGGAGGAAGAGGAGGAGGAGGGCGAGGACGAGCGGAGGAAGGAGCGGGGGAAGGAGAGGGAGAAGGAGGCGGUGCCAGCCAAGCCCCGCCCACUGCACCUCACCACCUCGCUGUUCAUCAGAAGCAUCCCUCCAGAGGUUUCUAAAGAGGAGAUCACUGCUCUGUGUCGCAGGUACCCGGGCUUCCUGCGGGUGGCGCUGUCUGACCCUCAGCCUGAGAGGAGGUUCUUCAGGCGGUGCUGGGUGACGUUUGAUCGCAGUGUGAACAUCAAGGAGACGUGCUGGAACCUGCAGAACAUCCGGCUGAGGGACUGUGAGCUGUCUCCGGUGGUCAACAGGGAUCUGUGUCGUCGUGUUCGCAGUGUCAACGGCCUGACGCACCACCGGCCCGUCGUCAGGAACGACAUCCGUCUGUCCGCCCGGCUCGUCCACAGCCUGGACCAGAGGGCGGAGCUGUGGGCGGGGCAGAUGGAGACGAACCCGGUGCUGAAGAACAUCACCGACUACCUGAUCGAGGAGGUGAGCGCCGAGGAGGAGGAGCUGACGGGCGUCGCCGGGAGCAACGAGGCCGGCGCCGACGGCGGCAAAGACCACACCUCGUCUGAGGUUUCCGUGGAGACAGACGACAAGCUGCUGAAGGUGCUGGACAGGCUGCUGCUGUACCUGCGGCUCGUUCACUCGGUGGAUUAUUACAACUUCUGUGAAUAUCCUGCUGAGGACGAGAUGCCGCACCGCUGCGGGCUGAUCCACGUCCGAGGCCCCCUGCCUGUCAGCAAGAUCACUGCAGCCGAGGUGAGCGAGCACCAGAAGAUGUGUGAGGAGCGUCUGGCUCCUCUUCUGUCUCCGUCUGAAACUCUGACAGAAGAAGAAGCAGCGAGACUGGGGAGGAAGGACGCCGAGCAGGAGGUGGAGAAGUUCCUCACAGCAAACACCCAGGAGCUCGGCAAGGACAAGUGGCUCUGUCCUCUGAGCGGCAAGAAGUUCAAGGCUCCAGAGUUUGUGCGUAAACACAUCCUGAACAAACACGGAGAGAAAGUCACCGCCGUCAGACAGGAAGUGGACUUCUUCAACAACUUCCUGCUGGACGCCAAGAGACCCGCCCUCCCCGAGAACAAGCCCCUCCCACCGCCCGCGCAGGCCCCGCCUCCUGGUUUGCCAGGAUUUCCUGGUCAGUCACCACAGCAGCAAAGCCUCCUGGGAUACCCGCCUGGAGUCCGACCUCCCAUGCCCGGCUUCCCCGGUGGCGGACCCCCCUACCCCCCCAACCAGUUUGGGGCGGGGCGCGGUAACUAUGACAACUUCAGAGGCCACGGAGGAGGAGCAGUGUAUUCUGGGAAGCAGCGCGGCAGGGGCGUGCGAGGAGACCCCCGGUCCAUCAUCGAGUACAGAGACCUGGACGCCCCCGACGACCUCGACUUCUUUUGAAACAGCGAAGAAGAAACACGACCACGCCCACUUUUUAAACCUUUUGUUUUUGUUUUUGUUUAUUUUUUAGUCCUGUUUUUAUUUCCUCCUCCUCCCCGUCGUCUCUCCGCUUUCUCUCCUUUUUCCAAGUUAGAACGAAACGUUUAGGGCUCGACACUGUGUGUGUGUGUGUGUGUGUGUGUGUGUGUGUGUGUGUGUGUGUGUGUGUGUGUGUGUGUGUGUGUGUGUGUGUGUGUGUGAGAGACAGUGUUUGCCAGCAGGACCAAUUUUCUGUCAGUCGCUGAUGUUGAUGAUCUGAUGUGUUCCAUUUUCCAAUAAAGAUCAUUACAGGAGAACA